UUUCGUGAAGAUUGGGAGCAUUUUUACUUUAAGCUCUGGAAAACUGUAUCGCGAAAUAGAGACAUUAAGUCUUCCAGCCUUCGAGGCGUUACCGAUGGUUGCAAAUGUUGGAUAACCCUUAUAUCAUCCGGAAAUUCUCCUCUUAUAUUAUCAGAAAACACUGAGUUAGAGCCCGAAAAGUCGCUAAAGGUAUGUUUUCGUGUUGGUCAGUCGCCUGAGCAGAGUCUACGUCUUCGAGGGGUAAUUGAAAAGAACCUUAUAUCUCUUGGGCUUGGAUCUUCUACAGUCAUAGAAGUAACUCCGGACGGACAGUCACCUGCAAAUAUUACCAUCAAUUUAGACGGUUUCUCGGCUCCCCAAACCUUUAAUCCAACUCCAGUUAAUGAUGAGGAAGAGGAAAAGAAUCAACCAACAUUGGAGGAUAAGAAGGAGGAGGCGGCGAAAGAUAAUGAAGAAAACGCGCCAAAUUUGGCCUGGAGGGCGUCAUAUUCCCGUCUCUGGUUUGCUCGUUCAGAUGCAUUAAAAAACCGUGGCUCGCUACAUUUUAAGGCCUCACGAAUUGCCGAAGCGUUUUCUUGCUACUCGCGAGCCCUGCAGCUGAUAACACUUCUUGGUGCGAGUUUCGGUUUAGCUGAAAGAGCUCAACAGGAGGACAGUACAAAGUAUCCCUGCGAGGAGUACUUUGGAAUCGUAAAUGCGGAAGAGUAUUUAGAUCUGGAUGCUGAGUCACCUUUUACCGUUGAUCCAGAUCAGAUUGAACUCAAUGGUGCUUUGAUUGAGAAAAUGCAUUUCAGUCUUCUCUCAAACAUGGCUCUGUGUCAAUUGAAAGUUUGUUGCCCCUCUUCAGCGGCAAAACUCUGUUCAAAGGCCCUCCAAAUGGCUCCUAAAAAUGAAAGACUUCUUUCCCAAGUUAGCAAGGAGUUAAUUGAGGCGAAAAUUUGUGUGAAAGACGUCGUAAAGGUCCUUUACAGACGAGCUACAGCAUAUCUGCAGUUGGAUGAGUAUGAAGCAGGCAUUCGGGACACCGAGCGUCUGCUUCAGUUGGAUCCAAGCAACGAUGCUGGCAAUAAACUCGCCAGGCAACUGACUCUAGCUCUGAGAUCUCACAAUGCUGACUUGGGGCAGAAGAUGAAGAGGGCCUUUCAGUAA
Messenger RNA from Rodentolepis nana, 1149 nucleotides. Lineage: Eukaryota; Metazoa; Platyhelminthes; Cestoda; Cyclophyllidea; Hymenolepididae. The record is from the annotation of a GenBank genome assembly.